Molecule: messenger RNA, 1274 nt
Organism: Cynara cardunculus var. scolymus (artichoke)
Lineage: Eukaryota; Viridiplantae; Streptophyta; Magnoliopsida; Asterales; Asteraceae
Product: sec-independent protein translocase protein TATC, chloroplastic-like
Exons: 4
Coding region: 78-1130 (350 amino acids)
Biological process (GO): protein transport by the Tat complex; intracellular protein transmembrane transport
Cellular component (GO): TAT protein transport complex; membrane
Molecular function (GO): proton motive force dependent protein transmembrane transporter activity
Source: RefSeq, a predicted model, not a curated record
AGAACCAUUUCCAGGAAUAUACAAAUCCAAAUUUCGGUUAAACCCCAGAAAAAUAAAGUCAAAAAAAUCAAGAAAAAAUGGGAAGCACGAAUGCCCUCAUCUACAAUCUUCAUCUCAACACAAACAACUGCUUCAACUGUGUGAAUUCAAGAACAAAUCAUUCAACCUCUUUGCAUAUCAAUCAUAGAAAAAGCCCCUUGAAUGUCUCGAGUAAAAGGCAAAGAAAGAUCAACAAAUUCGUUUGCUCGGCUAUCGAAGAUGUGAGGGAGAUGCAAAAAAGACUUGGAAUUGGGGGUGCGGGUUCAGUUCUUGAUGAUAGACCUGAGGUGGCUGAUGACAUUGACGAAAAUGCACCUGCGAACAGUGGUCCAAAUGACGGAAGUGCCCUUUAUAAUUUUCUGUAUCCGGAUAAAGAGCUCCUUCCUGAAGACAAAGAAAUGAGCAUAUUUGAUCAUCUUGAGGAGCUACGCGAGAGAAUUUUUGUGUCGGUUUUGGCGGUCGGGGCUGCCAUCUUGGGAUGCUUUGCAUAUUCAAAGGAUCUCAUAAUGAUUCUUGAAGCUCCGGUUAGAACCCAAGGUGUUCGGUUCUUACAGUUAGCUCCCGGCGAGUUUUUCUUUACAACAAUAAAGGUAUCAGGAUAUUGUGGUCUACUUCUAGGAAGUCCUGUGAUUCUUUAUGAGAUCAUAGCUUUUGUAUUACCUGGAUUAACAAGAUCGGAAAGAAGAUUUCUGGGCCCGAUCGUUCUAGGAUCCUCGGUACUUUUCUACGCCGGAAUCGCUUUCUCGUACGUAGUUCUCACUCCGGCUGCAUUGAACUUCUUCGUUAACUAUGCAGAAGGCGUUGUUGAAUCAUUGUGGUCCAUUGACCAAUACUUUGAGUUCAUAUUGGUACUCAUGUUCAGUACAGGAUUGUCUUUCCAGGUGCCGGUUAUACAACUUCUACUAGGCCAAGUUGGGUUAGUGUCGGGUAACCAAAUGUUAUCGGUAUGGAGAUAUGUAGUCGUUGGUUCGGUGGCUGCAGCAGCAGUCGUGACUCCAUCGACCGAUCCACUGACUCAGAUGCUUCUUGCUGGACCCCUUUUGGGUCUUUACUUUGGUGGUGCAUGGACCGUUAAGCUCAUUGGCAAGUAAGUAGCUCGAGCCCAGAUCAGUCCAUGGCGCAUGCUGAUUUGUGUACAAUAGAAUGACAAAAAAUUCAUAUAGACAUACAAUGAUCAUGUCUUUUUGUAGUAAAUAUUCAUUAUUUGUUACUGGUACAUAAUACGGGCUCAAUUA